This is a messenger RNA of Candidozyma haemuli, 402 nucleotides long. RefSeq names its product mitochondrial 37S ribosomal protein bS16m. Bases 1 to 402 code for a protein of 133 amino acids. The record is from RefSeq and is a predicted model, not a curated record. Gene Ontology annotation, molecular function: structural constituent of ribosome. NCBI's taxonomy places the organism in Eukaryota, Fungi, Ascomycota, Pichiomycetes, Serinales, Metschnikowiaceae. Gene Ontology annotation, cellular component: mitochondrial small ribosomal subunit; ribosome. The transcript has a single exon. Gene Ontology annotation, biological process: mitochondrial translation.
AUGCCAAGGCCUCCACUCAAAAUCAGGCUAGCCAGAUUCGGCAGAAGACACCAACCUUUGUACAAUAUCGUCGUGGCCCAAGCCAGAACCGCCAGAGACUCUGUACCCAUGGAAGUCAUCGGCACAUACAACCCAGUGCCAAUCCCACUCACGCCAGAAGAGCAGGCCAAGGGCGUGAAGCCAUAUAAGCAUAUCGAGUUGGACUUUGACAGAUCGAAGUACUGGUUGGGUGUGGGAGCUGAGGUGACAGACCGUGUGAGCUUCCUUUUCAAGAGAGCUGGUUUACUUCCAGAGAACUGGCCCAAGCCAGCCAAGCUCAGCCAGCACAUCCCAAAGCCAGUUGUCGAGGACAUUCACACCGAGAGAGAAGAGCCAAAGCUGCUUUUCAGACAAAGAGAUUGA